AAACCCUUCUUGUCCGUCAAGAUGAAGUGGCCCUUCAAAAUGCCUCAGAAAUAUCAACGCGUGGUGCUUCCUCAACACGGCCCUACUGCUACCAAAGAACAAAGGGCUAAGCGGGAGAAGUCACGCGAAUCAUCCUUAAUCGUCGAUUCGUGGUUCUGGGAGAUUUUUGCCGUGGCGUUCAGUGUAAUCUGCGCAGUGGCCAUUCUGGUUCUUCUUCUUGUAUACGACGGCAAAGCAUCACCCAGUCUACCACAUGAGCUGACACUGAAUACGAUCGUGUCUAUCCUAGCCACAGCAUCUAAAUCGUCGUUGAUCUUCCUAAUCAGCGCAUCGAUCAGCCAAUUGAAAUGGAUUUGGUUUCAAAAAGAAAAGAAACCAAUCUAUCACCUGCAGUCCAUCGAUGACGCCAGUCGUGGUCCGUUGGGCGCCUUGAAGAUUAUCUUCCAGCAUCGUGGAUACUCGUGGAUCUGCCUGGGGGCACUGGUUACUGUUCUUGCACUUGCAUUUGAUCCAUUUAUCCAACAGAUCAUCAGUUAUCCCGUUCGACAAGUGCCUAGCCCAACGGAUAUCGCAUCGACCAAACAGGCGAUAUUCCCAUUUACCCUGGAGACAAGAGACGCCAUGUACGAGCCCAGUGGAGCGUCGGAUACCGGGUUCAAUAAUGCGAUCAACACAGGCAUCUGGUCGGAGGAUUUUAACAUCAAUCCAACCUGUGCCUCUGGGAACUGUACAUUCGACCCAUUUCAGUCGACAGGAUGGUGCAGUCAAUGCGAGGAUAUGACCUCCCAAGCACGCCUUGUCGGAUGUUACGACAUUCGCUUGGAUAAUACCAGCACUGUCUCCAGUUAUACCUGGUGCAAUGUCACCCUCCCCCAAGGAUAUCCAUCAGGAAGCAAGAUCAACAUCCUCCCACAAAGGACCAAAGGGCAAUACUUGAUGGAACUCCCAACCGAAAUUGUGUGGACGGUCAGCGAUCCCAACGACAUCGGAUACACCUGGAACAAGACAUACUCGGGCAUCGCAGGUCCGUUGAUGGUGCUCGCUCAUGCCUCGUUCAACUUCACAUACGACAAAUUCGACGUUCCCGCAUCGCAUCCAGAGAAUGGCAUCCGAAUCGGCAAAGUGACACAGUGUGCUUUGUCCAUGUGUUCGCGUACUUAUAAUGUUGCCGUCCAGAACGGCAUUCCAUCCAUCAAUAUGUCAGAACCGGAUUAUGGGAAGUACUUCCCCCACGAAGUCAUGAAACUCGGGAACAGAUCCGUGAAUUUAUCAUGCUGGAAGCCAGGCCAUGGCCCUCCUGUCAAUGUAACGCAAGUAGGAGAAGCUAUAGGCAGCUGGGGUGUAUUCAAGAAUGCAAGUGAAUUCGCCAUCUGUCCGCUUGAUGGACCGCCAGCGAAAAUAAGGCAAGUAUUCGCGUCGACAUCGUUCGUGACACAUUCAUAUGGAUAUUCGACCGGAUGGGGAGGGUACGUUCCACCGACAUAUUCUGAUAAUCUGCGAAGGAUCGUGGACUCGGGAUUGGAAACGGUGGUUACGAAUGUUGCUGCGUCGUUGACCAAGCAUGCCCUCGAUUCGAGUAAUUCGACGAUCCAUGGCAUUGUGAAUGUCGCGCAGGUAUACGUGCAUGUGAAGUGGGCAUUUCUGGCACUUCCAGCUGCUGUGCUCAUAUUGGGGAUUCUGUUUUUGGUAAUAACUAUUCUGAUCAACAGAGGACAGAAGCUGGGGCUGUGGAAGUCAUCCAUUUUACCGGCUCUAUAUCAUGGUCUGGAUGACAGUUAUUUACAAGAUGAGCAUGCGUAUAUGUCGAUGGGAAGUAUGGAGAAGAGUGCUCAGUCUGCAAAGGCUAGACUUGAGUUUUCAGAGGAGAAGAAGAGGCUUGUUCUGAAACAGUGAUGAUGAUCGAGGCUUAAAUAACACAAUAUACAAAUAAAUACAUGAUAAUCACAACUUGGCCAACUCGCCAAUGGUAUAUCCAUUCGGUAACUUCAAUCCGACAGGCAAUCCGUUGAUAUACGGAGCAGUAAAUGGAAGCUUUCGUUU
Molecule: messenger RNA, 2040 nt
Organism: Aspergillus wentii DTO 134E9
Lineage: Eukaryota; Fungi; Ascomycota; Eurotiomycetes; Eurotiales; Aspergillaceae
Product: DUF3176 domain-containing protein
Exons: 1
Coding region: 40-1893 (617 amino acids)
Source: RefSeq, a predicted model, not a curated record